AUGCUGUUGACUUUUCAGUCUGUGGCUUGUGAGUGUGCGUCCACCAGUGGCCCUCCUUUCGCUCUUUUUCAAUUCUACCGCGUGUGCAUCCAUUCUCUUUCGCACUGUGCCUCCAUUGCAUCCCACUCACUGCCUCUCCUUGUGCAACCCUCUCCUCCCCCUCCCCUCCUCCUCCCCUCCCCUCCUUUCGCUCUUCUUUAUUUCAUCACACUUGCAUGCAUGCGCCCCUUCCAUAAUGGUGACUCUCCCACUCACUGCCUCUCCCUCCCCUCCCCUCCCGCCCCCUCCCCUCCCUUCCUCUCCCUUUCCCUCCCUUCCACCACCCCCUCGCAGGAGCUCAAGAGCAGCGCUGCUGGUCGCCUGAGACGCCAUGCCAUGCCUGCUGCCCACGCUGCUUCAACUGCCUCCUGCUCUCACGCCAUCAGCUAA
Messenger RNA from Closterium sp. Naga37s-1, 429 nucleotides. Lineage: Eukaryota; Viridiplantae; Streptophyta; Zygnematophyceae; Desmidiales; Closteriaceae. The record is from the annotation of a GenBank genome assembly.